Molecule: messenger RNA, 1239 nt
Organism: Penicillium brasilianum
Lineage: Eukaryota; Fungi; Ascomycota; Eurotiomycetes; Eurotiales; Aspergillaceae
Source: the annotation of a GenBank genome assembly
CAAACACCCCUCCACCUCCAUCGACCUCCUUAAAAUGGCCGACUCGGAAUAUACCGAUGACGAGACAGAAUAUGGCGGACCCUCCCACUCACAAGCGGUCCUCAUGGACGCGCUCCUGACGCCAUUCCGCGCACUGGUAUCCAAGACUGCACUUCGCAUAUACCUCAGCAUAAUCCUGUUCUCGGGAGCUACUCUAUUGCUUCUAGGCGUUUCGGGUAUUGCAUAUGCAAUCUUCUACUUGAGGUUCAUCCCUACGGUCGGGGUGGACCGUGAAAUUCACCUGCAGUUUGGUGAUCUCAACCCAUGGGGAAUUGCAUCUUUCGAGUCCGAAUUUGUCUCAUCCCAACCCUACGAUGUUUCCGUGUCGCUCGACCUACCCCGCACGCCUUCGAAUCUCGACGUGGGCAACUUCAUGAUCGACCUCACACUCUACGCCCCCGAGACCGCAUCCGUGCUUCCGACGGCGAGCAACUCACAGAAUAAAAUCUCGCACUCGUGUCGUCCAGCGAUCCUGACAUACGCCUCACCGCUCGUGGAUAUUGCGCGAAGACUAGCUCGCCUACCGCUGUACGUGGUGGGUUGGCGCCGCGAAGCUGAGACCCUAGAGGUGUCGAUGAUGGAAAGGGUGGAGUUUGCGCGAGGCACACAAAAUCGACCUCAGAGCUUGCGGCUUGAGAUUCAGAGCGACAGGAAAAUGCAGAUCUACUCUGCGCGCGUUGAGUUCCGUGCCAGAUUUACAGGGCUUCGGUCGUUUAUGUACCGCUGGAAGUUGACUUCCUUUGUGGUAUUUAGUUCAAUCUUCUGGACUGUCUCUAUGGCUUCUGCAAGUCUGACAUGGUUCGUCCUAACCUGGAUCAUGCAAUCCGACACGCCGAAGGGGGAGAUCAAGGAGGAGGAAGAAGAAGAAGAUUUCUCCAAGGCAAUCAAAGACGAGUUCGAAGAUAGUGGCUCAUCCAGUGAGCCCGUCAAGGUCAAGAAGGAGGAAACCGAGACCCGCUUGCUUCAAAGUCAUCCGGCCGAGGGCGAUCAUGCAGGUCUGGGUUCCGGACGGGAAAGUGCAGAAGCACGAGGGGUGCAGAGACGAAGGAGUCAUUCGACUGGGGGUGAUCAUUGAAAGUGAUAGUCAUGAGGAUUAAUGUCCAAAUCUUAGUAUACCCUUAAUUACUCACCUAUGAAUAACUAUGCAUGAUGUCUACCGAGGGCUGGUGUCAUGAUGUGAUUUGGAGGUCCGAUCCGAUA